This is a messenger RNA of Annulohypoxylon truncatum, 1779 nucleotides long. Its product is annotated as MFS general substrate transporter. NCBI's taxonomy places the organism in Eukaryota, Fungi, Ascomycota, Sordariomycetes, Xylariales, Hypoxylaceae. The coding region runs from base 1 to 1248 and encodes 415 amino acids. Gene Ontology annotation, molecular function: transmembrane transporter activity. Gene Ontology annotation, biological process: transmembrane transport. The record is from RefSeq and is a predicted model, not a curated record. The transcript is spliced from 7 exons.
AUGUGGUCUUAUAUUCAAUAUAGUCAGAUAGGGAGAGAUGUCGAGCAACUGAUGGAAAAAGAGGGUAGGACAACGAGGGUUCAGGAGGACGUCGAAUCAGCGAGAGAGCAUUGCUUCCCCCUUGUCACGCAGAUGAGUCGAGAGAAUGGCCACUCUGCCGAAAAGGGUCAUGCGACUGAGAAGGUCGUAAUUCGUGUUGAAAACGACAAUGAUCCGCUCGAUUCAAAGAAUUGGCCUCUGGCAUCCCGCUGCGAGAAUAUCGCCAUUAUUUCCUUCCUAAUAUUCAGUCAGGGGUGGGCGGGAGCAGCAGAGUCGAUGGCGAACAAGAUCGCAAGCGCAGAGUUUGGCGUUAGCCAAGUCGCCGAAAACUUAUCAACCUCCAUGUACCUCUUCGGCAUCGGAUCCGGAUCCGCGUUGACGCCGACGUCCGGGGGCCAAGUCGCGUGUCGCUUUUUCGUCGGCCUCUUUUCUAGCGCCACGCUGAGCGUCAACGGUUCCAGUGUACGAGACCAAUUCCGCCCUGUCAAGAGGCGAAUGUUGCGGCUUCUGCGAUGGCACCGAGCUGGCGGAUGGAUUGUCUCGAGCCCGAAUCUUUCGUGGCGUUGGACAGGCUGGGUGAUACUGAUGAUAUCUAGCAUUGUCUUUUUCCUGCGACGCGUCACUGGCGAUAACCGCUACGUCUCCGAACACGCCGAUUCGGCGUCGUUCACUCGUAGGCUAAGACAAGUCGGCCCUCUGCCUGCAAAAUUGCUUACGCAGGAGCCCGUCAUUGCCGUGUUUUCCGGGUAUCUAACCUUGCUCUACGUGCUGCUGUUUAUAUUCUUGUCCGGGUUUGAUUACAUAUACAAAGUCACUUACCAACUCUCCACUGCCAUGACAAGAUCCCGCUUUGCCUCGAUUGCGGCUGGGGCAACGUUCUUUACGCUCUGGUCCGCGAUCGGCGAUCAGAAGAGUGUAUCGAUCUGGAGCAACCUGGGUGCUUGUUUUGUUUUUGGAAUGGUAAUAAUCGCGAUAUACGUCUCGAACCACGCCGCCGUAGGUCUAGCUGGCAUCACAAUAGCUCGUUACUUGGUUGCCGGAGGCAUGGUUAUGGCCGCACGCCCGAUGUAUGAAGGCAUAGGUACGCAUUGGACGAUGACUCUCCUGGGAUGUAUUGCUGUGAUACUGCUUCCAGCGCCUCUUGCCUUCUGGUGGUAUGGUCGAAAGUUGAGGUCUAGAAGCCCGUAUGCGAAGAGCCCAAGUGCUUGAAUUUGCAAUAGGUAUCCAAAUAGUAACUUCAGAAUUACUAAUAGCUAAUGCAAGGAGGUGGCACAAUAGCCCCCCUGCUUGAGUGGUCAGCCACAGCAGCCACAGUGUUACAUACGAAUCCCAAUCACCACUAUAUCCACUACUAUUUCCGACCCCUCGUCAUCAGUCAACUACUCAACAACCUUCUCGCACAAUUACCGUAGUCGAUUCAAUCCUUAGCCGCGAUUGGAGCCAGUGGCUAAAUCAACGGCGGCCGGGGAAUCAAUCCCAUAACUAACAUUCAGCGGUUUCGUCUCUACAUCGGCUGCCAAUCCCAGCACGCGGACGACCUAACUGUUGACAAUCUUGAUCGCUUUCGAGGUUGGACUGCCUAAUAGGUACCUAGCGAUACUUUGAGCGUAGCGUGGAACGUGUAUAGGCCAUUAUCUUCAUCUUGGGACCUCUUCAUCAUGCACUCGGAAUACGCGUGAGGCACGACAAGGGAGUCGCAAAUCUAUAGGUAAUAGGGAGCCUUCUGGUGAUGGUGAUGGG